CUUUACACAGACGGUGGAACUGAUCUGAGAUCUGUUCUCUGUAGAACAGACACAGAGGAGAGAAAAUGAUUUAUUUUUACUCUUUAAGUGUCGGAUGUGCCAUUUGAGAACCAAUCAACACGUCCGUGUUUACACUGUGACUGUAACCUGCUGGUAACUAUGGGCAAAAAGAAAAAAAAAGAAAAAAAAAUCUAAUAAAGGACUCGUCGUCGUCACUCCGCAUGCGUAAAAGCAGCGUCUGCGUCUGUUGUGCCAAAGGCGAGUGUUCAAAACCAAACUCCGCAGUUUGUCCGUCCGUCAGAGUCGAGUGCGUCCUGAUGACGACGACGCAGCUCUUUUUACGCACACGGCUCCACGGCUCCACAGCGACACGACACCGUCUCCAGAGCGGCUUCCUGUCACUUCACCAUGGCUCGGUGUUUGGCACCGUCUCUGCGCUCAGCUCCAGGCUGCCCGCGGCGGGCGCGCGUUUGACUUCAGUUAAAGAACCGCAUUUGACGCACGAGAAUCAAACCGCCCUGAGUGGACAAACACUGCAGAGUUGACCGUUCCUUUUAUUUUAUUUUAUUUUCUUCAAGGUGUGACGAUCGGAGAUGGGGAACAUCACGGCUCCUCCGCAGCUCAACCAGACUCUGGGAGUUUGGACGGACCACAGCCUCCAGUACAAAGUCACCGGCAGUUUGCUCCUUUUCCUCAUUUGCUUUUUGGGCAUCGUGGGCAACGUGAUGGUGAUCCUGGUGGUCCUCACCACCAAGCACAUGAGAACUCCCACCAACUGCUACCUGGUGAGUCUGGCGGUGGCGGACCUCAUGGUUCUGACGGCGGCGGGUUUGCCCGCCAUCGCCGAGGGCGUGUUCGUGUCCUGGGUGUUCGGCCACUACGGCUGCCUCUGCAUCACCUAUCUGCAGUACCUGGGCAUCAACGCGUCCUCCUGCUCCAUCACCGCCUUCACCAUAGAGAGGUACAUCGCCAUCUGUCACCCAAUCAAAGCGCAGUUCCUCUGCACCUUGUCCAGAGCCAAGAGGAUCAUCCUGUUCGUCUGGGCCUUCACCUGCCUCUACUGCACCAUGUGGUUCUACCUGGCCGACCUGCAGGAGACGGUCUACGACAACGUCACCAUCGUCACCUGCGGAUACCGAGUCCCACGGAAAUACUACAUGCCCGUUUACUUCUUCGACUUCGGCGUCUUCUUCGUGCUGCCGCUGCUUCUCUCCGCGGUUCUGUACGGACUCAUCGCCCGGAUCCUCUUCCUCAACCCGCUGCCCUCUGACCCCAAAGACAAGAAGAAGAACGGACACAGCGGCGGCAACAACAACCACAGCGGCAACAGGACCAUCAGCUGCAAGAACUCGCGACACUCCAGCUCCACCGCCACGUCCCGCAGACAGGUGACCAAAAUGCUUGCCGUGGUUGUGAUCCUCUUUGCCACCCUGUGGAUGCCCUACCGCACCCUGGUGGUGGUCAACUCCUUCCUGGAACAGCCCUACCUCGACAACUGGUUCCUGCUUUUCUGCCGCGUCUGCGUCUACCUCAACAGCGCCAUCAACCCGGUCAUCUACAACGCCAUGUCGCAGAAGUUCCGCGCCGCAUUCCGCAAGAUCUGCCGCUGCAGGAGGAAGGGCUCGGACAAACCCGCCACCUACAGCGUGGCGCUCACCUACAGCGCCGUCAAGGACACGUCGAUGGUGGAGAGCACCGACCACUACACCACCGAGCUGGAGGAGCUGACCGUCACCGACGAGCUGCUGACGGAGCAGAAGGUGAUGUUUCCCAACCCGUGUGUUUACGGGAAGGUGGAUUUCAGUGACGCCUGAGACGGAAGGAUUAAAGACGUGGACAAUGUGGCUUUAAUGUGUCCGUUAAGUGCGAGGGCGGUUUCUUGAUUGCCCGCUGACCUUUUCAGGGGGCAACCUGCUGCUGCUGUAAACACAGAUUACAGCCUCUAAUGUGUCACAGCUUCAUCGUUGACGCCAAACACGCUCUCUUUUAUCAAUAGCGAUCCACAAACACGGGCAGAUAAGUGCUGCCCAAUCACACGGCUCCUCGCGUUUCAACGGACCCUUGAAAUAAACCGUGAGUCCAGAUGAUUGUCAACUGAUUGUCAACAGUCUACCUUCAAGUACAAGAUGCUCCGUAACAUCGUGUCAUCAAGGACCGAGCUCAUUGGCUGCACAUGGACGUCAACAAACUGUACCAACCACAGAACUAGUCAGUGACGUCACCAAAAAUCAUCAACCUGAACUAGAAGACAUUUCCUUCAAACUGCAAAACAACAUGACGUCACUGUCUUCUGGACCAUCUAACACAAACUUUUCUGGAUCAUGCUUUUUCUUUUUCGGAGGACUCUCUGACUUGCUUGCUAACAGCAAAGCACCAGAGCAUCACCAAGUGUCAGCCCUGAUGCUGACAUUCUGUCUAAAAAAAAAAAAAUCACCGAUGGACAGACCUGAAACUCUGCCUUUAAAUCACUGUACAUAUCCUUCAGUAAUUUAACCACGCCGUCGUUUUUUUCCAGAGUUUUCAUUGAAAAUCAAUCCAUUUAUCUCCAAAAUAACCCAUCACCUUUUGCAGGUGUUUGCCCCCCCACACCCUCUUCCCUCCCCCUCUGGUGUUCCAAGGCAGACGGUCCAUUAAAGUAUGAGUCAGACCUUAAUCUUUGCUAACAAAACAGGUCGUAUUUUUCGGUGGUAAGGACAGGAUCCAGCCUUCAGGGCUCUGUGGAAACUCAGAUUAGAAGACUGAGCUCAUGUCGUUGUCUGGAGUUUAGUGAACAUAAAAAAACUGCAUUAAAAAAAAACACAUUUAAACACUCCACGUCCAUCUACUCUAUGUCAGAAACAUAAAACCAAUCAUUAUUUUUUAAAGUACAUUUUACUUUGUAUUAGCCUUGAAAACGUCUCUACUUCUUAUCAGGUGAACUCAUCCAGGUCACUUCAUUAAAGAACAUAUUUUCUGAGAGUAGCCUUGAAAACCAGCAGUAAGUUUAAAGGUGAAAAAACAAAUGGAAAUUUUUCUUAGGAGUAAAAAAAAAAACAGGUUUGACUUUAUCUGAAUCUAUUGGAAAAAACUUUCCUUGUAUCUAUUAAUGAAUAACUAAAAUAUUUCAGAGACCAACUGCAGGGUCGAGACCCACGGAAGUGACACAGAAGCUGUUUUUGUAUCUCUUAAAUAAACAUUUUGUAUUUUAAAUGUAAUUUCUUUUUUUUUAAUUUUGGAAAAAAAAAUGGUUUCUCAACAAACUAGAACAUUUUGAAUAUUUUUUUGGAAAAAAAAUUGAGGGGAAUUUUUUUUGGUAAAAUCCUAAUUUUGCAUGUCAUGUGGUCAUAUGGUGAAAAUUUAUGAUGGAAAAUUUUGGGGGGAAAAAAUUCAAAAAGUUAUCUUUUCUGCAUGUUUCUCAUCAAAUUAGAGUAUUUAGAAAAUUCUUUAAGAAAAAAAAAACAAAUUUGAAAUAUUGUUCCACAAAAACCAGGAAGCAGAUUUAAAAAUCAAUCUCAUCUAAGAUUUUGGAUAGUGGAUUUCAUGCUAUAAAUAAAUACUAUAAAUAGUGUAAAAAAUAAAACUGCUGCAUACUACUUCAGUAUUUAAAUAAUUGCGCAAAUAAAUUUAAAUAACGACCCCCAAAAAGCAAAAUCAAAUCAUUAUUGAAAUCUUGUCCCAGGCUGGAUGUGAGGUGGUUGAUGCUGCGGGGCCAAAAGUGGUCCCCAGGCCGGGAGUUUGGCACCCCUGCUGUGCACCCUUUACUGUAAGACACGUCGUAUUAAAACUAUGACACGUUAAGUUUCUUCAGUUAAUGUUUGUGAGAAUAAACUGUACAUAAUGUCACUCAGCUGUAACAUAAAGAUAUUUAAUGUCUGUGUUUGAUCACAUCCACAGUUUUGCUCGUCUUGCUCUGUAGUCGUGAGCGUUUUCUGUCGCCAUCUGUGACGGCGGUUGAUUUUCCAAACACGCAGUGGAAUCAUUUUGGCCGCAGCCGUUCACUGGCGUCGACUCUAAAGCUACAGUGUUGGUGUUGACAGUGUACCGGCUCUGGAUAUCGUCACGUUUGUGUGCGUUCCGUGUGUACGUGAUUGUUAUUUAUUGUAACUUAUGUUGAGGAGAGAAACGACGUGUAUAUAUUUACGCCCGCGGGCGUUCUAUAUUUUGGUUAUGAUAUUGAGAUAUUCUAUUUAAAUAAGGAACAUUUUAACCGUUUUUUCGCCUCGUGACGCCGUUGAUUGUUGAUUUGUACAUUUUAUCCUUUUGUGUUUGACAAUAAAGCUGUUGCGAAAAUUUGAAUUUUAUUCCAAUUUAUCUCAUCAUUUAUCACUGUCGGUUUCAUCUCUUCAAUUUUGCCAUAUAUAUAAAUAAAUAAAUACAGCUGCUAAAAAACUUCAGAUUUUUUUAUAUACAAAUUUUAAAAACUUCAACGCUGCCAUUUUUAGUUUGCCACUUUGCUCACAGUAAUAAAAAAAUCCUGCAGUACCACUGCUGUCCAGCAGGGGCUGUGUUCACAAACGCCUGUAAGUAUUGUCAAAAACUGCUAACACUCGAACAAUAAUCUAGUAGGACUGUGUAGGCUAACUGCUAGCUGUUUUACAUUGGCCUGUUUUUGACUUUAGGCUAAAAAAAGAUUUAAAGGAAAUACUCGGAGAUAAUCACAAAAAUGGAGAUAAAAGCACAAAUCAAAUCAAAAAUGUUUCUUUAAUUAACUUGAAGCUAAUCUGCUCCUGCUAGCAGUUAGCUGAACAAUACCAAUUAUGGUUAUUUUGGCCUGAUUGCCCUAAGGUAAUGAAAUAAAUUACCUAAAAAAAAAA
Molecule: messenger RNA, 4793 nt
Organism: Cynoglossus semilaevis (tongue sole)
Lineage: Eukaryota; Metazoa; Chordata; Actinopteri; Pleuronectiformes; Cynoglossidae
Gene: trhrb
Product: thyrotropin-releasing hormone receptor b
Exons: 2
Coding region: 594-1814 (406 amino acids)
Biological process (GO): phospholipase C-activating G protein-coupled receptor signaling pathway
Cellular component (GO): membrane
Molecular function (GO): thyrotropin-releasing hormone receptor activity
Source: RefSeq, a predicted model, not a curated record